Messenger RNA from Cydia fagiglandana, 2451 nucleotides. RefSeq names its product putative fatty acyl-CoA reductase CG5065. Gene Ontology annotation, biological process: long-chain fatty-acyl-CoA metabolic process. The record is from RefSeq and is a predicted model, not a curated record. Gene Ontology annotation, cellular component: peroxisome. Lineage: Eukaryota; Metazoa; Arthropoda; Insecta; Lepidoptera; Tortricidae. The transcript has 14 exons. Gene Ontology annotation, molecular function: alcohol-forming very long-chain fatty acyl-CoA reductase (NADP+) activity. Bases 174 to 1697 code for a protein of 507 amino acids.
GACAGACAGACAGACGGACAAUCGAGUAGUGACAGUAGUGUUUUGUGACCCGGAAGAACGUUUCUUGCAAGUCAGGCAAUUGUUAUAAUUUUUGUUAUUUUUUGUGUUUAAAGUAAAGAAACGUUUCUUGUAAUAGUUCUCGUUUUGCCCUGUGGAUCAUUUCUUGAAAGGCAAUGGCCCCUUCAGUAGGUGAGUACUAUGCAGGCAAAAAUGUGCUGAUCACCGGGGCUACUGGAUUCGUUGGAAAGAUCCUGGUGGAAAAGCUGCUGCGCUCCUGCCCAGAGCUGAACACUAUCUACCUUCUGCUGCGCCAGAAGAAGGGAGUGUCCAGCGAGGAUCGGCUGCGGGAGCUCAUCGGCAAUAAGCUCUUCAAUCCCCUGCGAGCCAAGCAGCCUGACGUGUUCAACAAACUACGGCUAGUGGCCGGAGAUAUCCUGGAAGAUGAGUUAGGACUCAGCAAUGAUGACAGACAGGAGCUGCAGAGACGCUGUCAUGUGGUGUUCCACAGUGCUGCUUGUGUGCGUUUUGACCAGAAACUUAAAGAUGCUGUAAACUUGAACACAACCGGGACAUUACGUGUCUUGAAACUUGCUGAAAAGAUGGAGAAUUUAGAGGUGUUAGUCCACAUCUCGACCGCCUACUGCCGUUGCGAGCUUGACGUACUGGAAGAAAAGUUAUAUCCCGCCGUCCAUAAGCCCGCCUGGAUCAUGGACAUAGUGGACUGGAUGGAGGACAGCAUGCUGGACUAUUUAGAACCCAAACUGAUCGCCCCCGAACCUAACACGUACGCAUACACCAAAGCCAUAACGGAAGACAUGGUGGCAGAAUACGGCAAGAAGUUCCCCGUCGCCAUUGCGAGGCCUUCUAUUGUGGUGGCAGCACUGAAGGAGCCGAUCCCCGGCUGGGUGGACAACUUAAAUGGGCCCACGGGCUUAAUCAUUGGCAGUGGGAAAGGCGUUAUUCGCACGAUGCACUGCGAGCCUUCCUACCUCGCUGACGCUAUGCCGGUUGAUGUGGUCGUCAACGCAUGCAUCCUUCUAGCUUUCGCUACUGCCAUUGAAAGGCCACAGGAGGCCAAGUUUUUCAACGUCACGAUGUCCGGUGCGCUGCGCUGUACGUGGGGGGAGAUGAUAAGGCUAGGGGAGUAUUGGGUGAAUAUGUUCCCUCCAACCAUGGCGCUCUGGUACCCGGGGGGUUCCAUCAAGUCCUACUGGCUCUGGCACCAGUUCUGCCUGGUCACCACACAGCUGGUACCGGCUUAUCUCAUCGAUGUACUGCUGUUUCUACUGGGGAAGAAGACUUUUAUGGUGAAAGUCCAGGAGCGAAUCGGUCACGGUCUGGACGUGCUCCAAUACUACACGACCAAGGAAUGGCAUUUCAAGAAUACUAACUUCAUCGCUCUGCGUUCUAAGGUGUCAGAGGCCGACAACGAAACGUUCUUCACCGACGUGAGCAAGGUCGACGUGAACGACUACCUGAAGAACUAUAUGAUCGGAGCCAGGGAGUACUGCUGCAAGGAGGACCCCAGCAACCUGGAGCGGGCCAGGAGACUGCAUAACAUACGGUACUACGUAGACCGCGUGACUCGCUGCAUAUUGAUCUUCCUCCUCUGCUGGUUCCUCUACAGCUACGCGCAUGUGUUCACCGCGGCCAUCGGAUACCUCGACGUUUCGUUGAAGAAUAUAUCUCCGUAUUAAUACCUAGUUUGUAGCUUCUUUAGAGAUAGGAAAAAUAUGUACAUUGGUGUUACGCUCACAUUACCUGUAAAUUUGGGACAUUAUCUAUGAAAAGGGACCUUAUUGUCGAUGGCGCUUACGCCCCACCAUAGAGAAAUAUAGUAAGACAAGAGUGCUCACUCCAUACAUCAGUAUUGGUACCAAAAAUAUUAGUAUUUUCAUAGUCGACAUCUAGCAUCGAGUAGCGGAAUUAUCAGUACUGCUACUGCGACAAUAGAUGUAGCGGCGACCGAAAAGUCUAAUGCUCAACAAUUUUCAGUUAAUAUUAUAAACGGAUUAACCGGAACUCUUUUUUCAACUCCUUCUGCUUCUAAUAUUAGUUGUAAAUUGUUGUUCAAUACAAUUUUCGUGGGUGAGACAUCUAGUAUCGAGUAGCGGUAAUUCCGCUACUCGAUGCUAGAUGUCGACUAUGAAAAUACUAAUAUUCUUGGUACCAAAACUGAUGUAUGGAGUGAGCACUCUUGUCUUACUAUAUUUCUCUAUGGCCCCACAGCGUCUCGCGCAAUUGUAUUUAAAACGGAGCAUCAGGACAAUAAGGUGCCUUUUCAUAGAUAACGUCACAUUUAGUCAACACCUCGUCCACAUGGGACUUUACUCACAAUUUUAUUGAUCCAAUCCGAAUUGUGACCGAUCAAAUGCCAAUAGGAUAGAUUUAAUUAACUCUAAUAAUUGUAUAUGGUUGUAUUGUGAUGUAAAUAAAUGUUGUAAUGGAUAA